CGUCGCGUAGUACCAACGUGCUUGCCAGUCUUCGUAUACACCGCGAGUUGGUUAAUUCGUGAGUCGUCCGGAACGUAACGAUAAAAAAAUAAAAUUUGAAUGAUUUUCGAAUACUGUAAAUUCUAAAUUCUAAUUUCGAAAUUUGUUUUUUUUUUUAUAAAAUUUACUUAAGCUCUGGUGAUUUGUGUUUUGUUUUCUUAAGUUUUUUUAGUUUACGGUGUUGCGGUUUUCGGAAUGUGUAUGAUGGUUUAUUGUGAUGUUAAAGUGAACUGGUGAGCGACUAGCGGGAAAAUUCUUAAUUUUCCGAUUACUUCGGUUCGAGUUACUGCAGGCUGUGAGGGGUCAACGGGUUCGAGAUGACUACAGACAACCCGUUAAACUCUCAACGGGUGUUCAAGAAGUCAUCUCCAAGCAACAAGUUGACAUUGUACCUGGCGUCAAGAGACCUGAUAGUAGAAAAUGGAACCAUCGACAAGAUACAGGGCGUGCUACACAUCGAACCUGACCAUUGGGAUCCGAAUAAGAAGCUCUAUGGACAAGUCACGCUAACUUUCAGAUACGGCAGAGAAGAUGAGGAGGUGAUGGGGUUGAAGUUCUGCAACGAAGCAAUAAUGAGUCUUGCACAAGUAUACCCGCUGCACUGUACACACGACCGAGAACCAAAUACUCCUUUACAGGAUGCACUAGUAAAGCGGUUAGGAGCCUACGCAUUCCCUUUCCAUCUGGAGCUGACACCUCUAGCGCCACCUAGCGUGCAGCUGGUACCAGCCAAGCAGUAUCAUGGAGCCCCAAUAGGAACAUCGUAUGAUGUACGAGCCUACAUUGCGGACCGGGCAGACGAGAAGGUGUCGCGAAGGAACAUCGUCCGGAUGGGUAUACGCGUGAUGCAGGGCACAGGGAGGCCGGCGAUCGCUGCGUCGUUGCCCGUGACGUCACCACACCACACCCUGAAAGCGCUGGCGCAUCACAACGUGCUCAGGCUCAAAAACAAAUCCAAGUCGGAAACCGAGGGGAAUUGUAGAACCAAGGCGGCGGAAAUCGAGAACGUCGAGCCUGCGCCGCCUCGGGCCGUAGCCGAAAAACCGUUUUUACUCUCCGAUGGCAGGGUGGAGUUAGAAGCUUGGCUGGACAAAGCAACGUACUCCCACGGUGAGCCGAUCAAAGUGAACGUGGUUAUAACGAAUCAUUCCUCGAAGACUGUGAGACGGAUAAAGACUCUGGUGGUGCAACACGUGGACGUGUGCAUGUUCUCCAAUGGGAAGUUCAAGAACGUAGUGGCAAUCGUCAAAUGUGGAGGCACGCCUGUUGUUCCGGGACAAAUACACACAGACACAUAUACACUCACACCGCACAGAGGAGUUACCAAAAACUGGAUAGCACUAGAAGACUCCUAUUCAAAAUCUGGCGCAAGUCUUGCAUCAACAGUAGUAUGUAAUAAUACUCCUGAAGACAGAAACGUGUUUGCAAUUUACGUAUCUUACUAUGUGAAAGUUAAACUUACCCUAAGUGCCAUGGGAGGAGAAGUUUCAGUGAAACUUCCAUUCAUUUUGACACAUUCGUGCAUCAACGAAGCACCUACAGACAGCGUCAUAGAAGAAUCAACACCAAAAAUGAUUUUAGAAGCUAAAGAAAACAGUGAGGAUGAAGACAGCAAAGCAGAAACGGAAAAAGAUAAACAAAAUAAUAAUGGCAUUGAGGAUAAACAAGAAUCUGCUUUGGGUGAUGACGCUGAAGUUAAGUCACCAGAAGACCACCGUUGCGUUGCCGAUGUUCUAGUCAAUAUAGAAAAUAAGAUUGACAGGCCUAAGAAAUUUGAAGGCACUGAAGUCAGGACAGUGAAACCUAAUGAAGCAGAAUUGGACCUUAUAGUAAAAUACCAAGGGUCAGAUACGUGAUCCGACGAGGACGGUAACAUACCAAGCGAUGCAAAGACUGAAGAAAUGAAGGCUCCCGAAGCAAAAAUAUGCAAAGCAGAGGUCCAAAAUACAAAGUGUGGUUUCACUGAAAAUCUUAAAAGAGCUGUUUGUUGUAUAGAUAGAAGACGACAGUCGUAGUUUGUAAAGAACCUGUGUAUAUAUGGAAAAAUAUUUUAUAUAAGUAGAUUGAUAUUAUGUCUUUAAUGCCUUUACUACGUCAAUGUUAUGAAAAUGAAAGAAACUGUUUAUAUUGCUAAAGGUUUUAUCACAUUUAAUACAAGAUCAAUUUUGAAAUUUUCUGUAAUCGACGAGAAGCAAAAUAGAAUUUGAUUGAGAUUUACUAAAGGAGAUUGCUCAGCUUCCAUACAUGUUUGGCCUAAAGACCAAUAAUCGUGAAAAAUUGUUUCCUAGAUUCGAAAUUAUAUAGAAAUUACUGUAGAAACGAAUAUUAUUGACGGACACCCCUGAGAACUUCUAUAAACCAUAUACACUGAACAUAUUAAAUAAUAAAAAACAAAUAAGUUAUAUAGUAAACUAGGGAAAUCAAGUCAAGUACCGAAAUUAUGGAUUAGAUUCAGGUAUAUAGAGCAUGUACAUUAACAGAUAGUUGCCUGUUUUUAAAAUUAAUGCAUAAGAGUAACUUUUAAAAUCAGGUGACAUUUCCGGUUAUAAUAAAGUAUUCUGUAACAGAAACUGAGUGAUGAUUGUGAAUGAGCCACAGAUUAGAGAGAAUUUUUAAACUCUCGUUAACCAAAGAAAGCUAAGAGAUUUAGGUUCUAUAGUAUAUAUUCAGUAGCUUCAUUAUUUUUGUUAUGUUUUUAAGAUAACCAUAUUUUAGAUUUUUAGUGUAUCACACCUUAUAAUUUUAUUUAUUUAUUAAUUUAUAGUCAGGGAACGCAGGCUCAUAGAUAGAUACCUUAAAGUUUAACAUAUAUACAGAUUAUAAUGUAUUUAUGGAGGUGUUUGGCGAAAAAUGUAUGGCAAUAGACUUUAUGAUGUCGCCUACCAUCUAUAAUAAUUGUCUGAGCACAUUUGCAUCUAGUGAAAAUUAUAAUAUAGUUGUGGAUAUUAAUACCACAGUGUAAUAAAAAAAAAUCGAUCUUUACAAAAUAGAUUUGUUUUUAUGUUAUAUAAACAACUUCGAUCAGUCUUUGACUGAAUGUUACUACACCCAUAGCCAUUAAAAAUGAUUCGUAUGUUUUCCAAACCGUUAAAAUUCAAAGUCCUUUUUAAAGUAAAUAUAUUAUACAAAGGUGUCCGUUGAAAUCUAAUGACUGUAAAUUAAAUUAUAAAUUACGCCAAGAAUUACCGUGUAUGUUAAUAUUUUUUGUGCAUUUAGGCCAAUUUGAGCAAUCUCCUUUAUUAUUAUGAUCCAGUAUUGUAUGUGUUAAUAUAUCAAUAUUAAAAUGUUGGCAUCAACGCAUUCCAGGCUAUAAAUAAAAUUCAAUUAAAUUUAUGUUGGUUAUGUUUUGUUUUAACUAUUUAUGUGACCUUUUUACAAAAUUCUUGUCCACACAUCAGUAUUUUAAUUUGAAUUGAAGUUUCUAUUUUUUAUAAUAUUGCAUAAAUAAUAGUAAAAAAAAAUCUUUAGCACUUGAUGCAUUUCCGUCGAUAUUUGUUAAACAUUUUCAUACAAAAUUUUAUUCAUAGUAAUAUAUGAAAGAAACAAUAAACUUUGGGCCUUUUUUAUUUUUUUACUAACAUAAAUAUUUUGACACUUUAAGUUCCUUAUUUUAAGUUCCAUUGGAAUAUUCCAACGCACUCCAAGUCGCGCAGAAAAAUCGUGAAAUCGUCGAUCAUGAAAUAAUAACUGAAAAAAUGUUUUCAUUGAUACUGUGGCAUUAUUUAUUUUUUCUUCUUCAGGCUAAAACCAAUUUAGGAGUUCCAACAACAAAUAAUCUUAUCAGAUAUAAGAGCCACUGUUCAUUUUACCAAGAAUUAUUCUGUAAGUAAAACGGUGAAAUUUUAUGUUGUAAAUAAAAAAACAGGAUGGACGUCGUAAUAAUCGUUUUUGCUAGUUCCCAAAUUUAUAAGAACUUAUAAUUUUCGAUACUUUUCGGAUUUUUAUUUGCAAAAAAGGACUCCAUUGACAAAAGACGUCCUCUACACUGCAUUAUGUAGUACUGAUAGAUGUUGUACUCGUGUCCAAAAUCCGUUAAUUAAGUGUAUAAGUAAGUACCAUUAGGUAGGUCUCAAGACUUAGCUGGUGUCACGAAUAAGCCUGAAUGGAUGAUACGCUUACUAAAAUCUAAAGUGUUUUUAGAAUAAUUAUAAAUAUGAAAUAAAAAUCAUUAUGUGCAAUUUUAUGAACAUUUUUUAAAUCGUAUAACUCUGUCUGGUCAUGUUUAGUUUAUGUAUAUUGUAUUUAUGUAGACAUUUAAAAAAAUAUUAUAUCCUCUGUGAUGGGUAA
Messenger RNA from Chilo suppressalis (striped riceborer), 4326 nucleotides. The record is from the annotation of a GenBank genome assembly. NCBI's taxonomy places the organism in Eukaryota, Metazoa, Arthropoda, Insecta, Lepidoptera, Crambidae.